AUGGAUUCAGAAGCUGUGAAAGUUAUUGUAAGAGCACGACCAUUAAACGAACGUGAACAAUUGCUAAAAUGUGAUAAUAUUCUUGAGGUAAUCAGUGAUACUGGUCAGUGUUCGAUUGCAUGCCCAAAUGACAAGAAACGUCCACCAAAAGUAUUUUUCUUUGACGGAUCAUAUGACGAAAAUUCAACUACUGAACAAAUAUACAAUGAUGCAUGUUACUCUCUAGUAGAAGGAGUUACUGAGGGCUAUAAUGGCACAAUUUUUGCCUAUGGACAAACUGGAUGUGGGAAGUCUUAUACUAUGCAGGGAGUAGUUGAGCCACCAUUCCAAAAAGGAGUGAUCCCCCGUGCAUUUGAUCAAAUAUUUGAGACUAUGUCUGUAAGUGAGAAGACAAAAUAUUUGGUCCACGCAUCAUUUCUGGAAAUUUACAAUGAAGAAAUUCGUGACCUCUUGGGACAUGAUUACAAGGCUAAAUUAGAGCUAAAGGAGAAUCCAGAUAAAGGGGUCUACGUUGCUGGUUUGUCAAUGCAUAAAAUAACUUCAGUUGCAGAAUGUCAGAAUAUAAUGGAACGUGGGUGGAAAAAUCGUUCAACUGGAGCAACAUUAAUGAACGCUGACAGUAGUCGAUCACAUUCUAUUUUCACUAUCUACUUAGAAAUGAUUGAUCGGAGUGACAAUUCACUUGAUUACAACCAUAUAAGGGCUGGUAAAUUAAAUUUAGUCGAUUUGGCGGGUUCUGAAAGACAGACAAAAACUGGUGCAACUGGUGAUCGUUUUAAAGAAGCUACGAAAAUUAACCUUAGUCUAUCAGCAUUGGGUAAUGUCAUUUCAGCGUUGGUUGAUUCUAAAGUUAAACAUAUACCUUACCGUGACAGCAAAUUGACUCGACUGUUACAGGAUUCUUUGGGAGGAAAUACAAAAACUCUUAUGAUAGCGUGCUUGUCACCAGCAGACAAUAACUAUGACGAAACAUUGAGUACUUUACGAUAUGCUAAUCGAGCAAAAAAUAUACGUAAUAAACCCAAGAUCAAUGAAGAUCCAAAAGAUGCGCUGCUUCGUCAAUAUCAAGAAGAAAUCAAGUAUCUUAAAGAAUUGCUAAAUAAUAUGCAGUUAACUACAGGAAAUGUUAAAUAUUUCAAUGGCCAAGAAAAUAUUGAAAUAGAGGAUACUGAAACUGAGAAAGAAAAAUUAAGAAAAGAUUAUGAACUAAAAUUACUAGCUACGAAAGCCCAGUAUAGUGCUGAAACAGUUGAUAAAGUUGAUAUGCUGAAGGAUAUAACCCAUUUAAAAGAAUUAUAUGAUGCCAAACUUGUGCAAUUGAAUAGUCAUCAAGAUUUACUAUCAUCAACGAAUCAGCCACCUCAUAUAACAGAAUUAGAUCAAAUGGAAGAGUUGUCAGAAAUAUCAGACGAUAAGACCCAACAACAAAUUGUAUCACAAAACGACACUAAUUUACGUAUUGAUACAUAUGAUGGGGAAAUAACAAAAGAUGAACUACUGCAAAGGUUGAAACUAUUGGAAGCAGAUAUUGUCGGUGGUGAGCAAGCUGGAAAUAAGGAGGUCAACGAGAAAAUAUCAAGACGAAAAAAAUAUGCUGAAGAACGAAAACGUCGAUUAAUGGAAGCAAAUGCAGACCUAGAAGAUGAUGGAAUAAUGAUAAAUAUUUAUGAAACAAUACAAGAUGAACUAUAUUACAAAAAUAAAGCUCUACAGUCACAAAAACAAAAGGUUCAUGAAUUACAAAUGGAAAUUAAAGACGUUCAGUCUGAAUUUGAACAAGAUCGAAGUGACCAUUUGGAAACUAUCAGACGCCAAGAACAACAAAUAAAUUUGCUUAAUAUGAUUUUAGAAAAGGUUCAGCCCUUCAUACGCAGAGAUAGCAAUUAUUACAACAUCGACAAAAUCAAACGAACAGCAAAAUUUGAUGCCGAAAAGAAUGAAUGGAUUCUACCACAAAUGGUCAUUGAACAUACACAAUUGCCUUCAGCGAAUUUAAACAACUCGUCUAAUCGAUAUGACUCAAAUUAUGAAACCACAGAUGGUAACGCAGAAUGUGAUGUAAUAAAAGAUUUGAAAUGGGCCAGUAAAAAAGAAUCUAGACUGUACGCUAAACUAGAUGAUCGGAUACAAAGUAAUUAUUUCUCAAGCCGACGUGCAGAUCAAAUAUUACGUAACGCAGCAAGAUCUGAAUCCGAAAGGUAUAGAUCCAGUAAUCAUACGGCUAGACUGAAUAAUUUCUCUUGUAAACUGACUACUGGCAACACAGAAUCAACAUUGCUUUCGUCUUGUGAAGUCAAAUCAAGUAUGGAUACAUACUUGCAUUACCCGGACGUAAGAAAAAAACCAAUGAAGUUAAAUCCCAUGUCUGAGUUCGCACUCAAUUCCACGCAUGUUUAUGGACAAAAGUCGUUUGAAAAAGUAAAAUGGCAUUCCAAAAUGUAGAGGCAAUUAUUAUUCAAUAUAUCACAAAACACAAUUGAGUAUCGGAAACAUUCUCGAAUCAUGAUGCUGAAGAUCAUAUUCGGAAAAAAUUAUGAUAUUACAUCUACAUCGUCAUAACAUGAUAUACGAGCUAUUGUAUAAUUUUUGUUAAAAAAAAUAGCAAAUUUUGAAUUUUUCCCAAACUUUACUUUCUAACUUCCCGGUUAAAAGUACAGAACCUUAGAAGUUACACUAGUAUCACAAGUCAAAACAGCUUCAACUACUUUUUUAGAGUUGAAUAAUAAAAAUUACGUUUUGUUAUGUGUGCAUUCUGAGAACGAAAUUCGCCACUACAAGAGUCAAAUAAAAAUGGGUUGUGUAGAAUGUGAGUCUGUAAUAUUCUAGUUCACGCAGAAAGCAAAUUUUAACGGAAUGCCGAGCAAAAUUUAGUCAUUUAGCUUGAAGAUUAAUAUUUGUCAAAACCUCCUAAGACCCACUUGAGAUAUAUAUUUUCUAAAAGAUAAAGGGAAGUUUGAAAAAGGCAAUAAAAAUUAUACACAUCAUUUAACCAGAUGAUAGUACUCUGUAUGAGUAAUUUGGUUACGUUAUGUGGAGAAUACAGAAAAUAUAUUAAGUUAGCUGCAAAUUAUCGAAUAAGAUGGAUUAAAUUAGUCUGUGGUCUAUCAGCUUCCUAAUUUAUGGUUUGAGAAGGAAAGUUUUAAGUUUUGUGAUCCUCUUAAUCUUGCAAUUCAAAAUUGUCAAAAUGAGGAGAUACAGUGUUUCAUUUAAUAUAAUCUACCAACAUAACUCAAGCUAUCUAAGAGUUCGCUCAACAUAGAAAACGAAAUCGACAUCUGAAGAAACACCAAAAUGAUUUUCAGACGCUUUGCGAUAACAAUCAUACCUCAGUUUCUAGAUAAGGAUCAAACCGAUGACUGUCAGAUUGCAAGUGAAUGAAGCUUUGAUAGCGUUAUCUACUCUUAGCAGUUCCGAAACGUCUCCAAUGACUAUCAGAGAACACCACUGAAGAAUUCUAUACCUCCCCACAUAUACCAUCUAUAUUGAUUGAGUGGGAACAUAAUUUCAACUAAGUUGCCUGCAAGAGGAGAGACUUAGAUGAUUGGACAGUGAAUCUAUAGUUGACAAGGCAACGACAAAUUACAUUAGCUCAUCAAAUAUCCAUGAAAAUAGACUCGACAUUAGUAACAAAACACACUAGGAGAGCGGUGUAUCAUGUCUAGAGAUGGGAAGCAUAGGCUAGUCAUAAUAAAGCCGUAAUGACAGGAAGAACAAGUUAUUACCUUUGUUACAGAAACAACUCAAAACCAAUUCGUAAUGCAGUUGAUAUAUUUC
This is a messenger RNA of Schistosoma rodhaini, 3774 nucleotides long. The record is from the annotation of a GenBank genome assembly. NCBI's taxonomy places the organism in Eukaryota, Metazoa, Platyhelminthes, Trematoda, Strigeidida, Schistosomatidae.